GUUGUCAAAGAAGAAAAAUAUGAGUAAUCCUAACACCGAUGAUCAGCAGAAGAAAUACAAAGGCGUUCGCCGCCGAAAAUGGGGGAAGUUUGUGUCGGAGAUUCGUGUUCCGGGCACGCAAGAGCGCCUCUGGUUAGGUUCGUAUUCUACUGCUGAAGCUGCUGCUGUUGCUCACGAUGUAGCUUCUUACUGCUUAAAAUCAGGAGAUGAUGGCCGGUUGAAUUUUCCGUUGAUGCUUCCGGCGACUGUUAGAGCUGAUAUGUCUCCUCGGUCCAUACAGAGAGCUGCAUCGGAUGCUGGCAUGGCCAUUGAUGCACAGAUGAUUUUGAACAACGCUUCGAGUCAGAAUGAUGAAUGCAGCCGAUCUGUUGAGGAUUAUGGGAACUGGAGCGGAGGUGAUCAGUCUAGAGAUGGUGAAGAGGGUUUAAACAUUUCUGUUGAAGAUUAUUUAUAGUUAAUUACAUUACAUUUUUCUCAUAAAAAUGCUGUGUGUAUAUAUACAUAUCAUUAAAUUAUUACAAAAAUGAUAAACUUAGCUCUACAAGUUAUGAUUCUA
This is a messenger RNA of Mercurialis annua (annual mercury), 556 nucleotides long. Its product is annotated as ethylene-responsive transcription factor ERF019. The record is from RefSeq and is a predicted model, not a curated record. Bases 20 to 454 code for a protein of 144 amino acids. Gene Ontology annotation, biological process: regulation of DNA-templated transcription. The transcript has a single exon. Lineage: Eukaryota; Viridiplantae; Streptophyta; Magnoliopsida; Malpighiales; Euphorbiaceae. Gene Ontology annotation, molecular function: DNA-binding transcription factor activity; DNA binding.